This is a messenger RNA of Brassica oleracea var. oleracea, 1583 nucleotides long. Its product is annotated as polyglutamine-binding protein 1. The coding region runs from base 117 to 1409 and encodes 430 amino acids. Lineage: Eukaryota; Viridiplantae; Streptophyta; Magnoliopsida; Brassicales; Brassicaceae. Gene Ontology annotation, cellular component: nuclear body; cytoplasm. Gene Ontology annotation, biological process: alternative mRNA splicing, via spliceosome. Gene Ontology annotation, molecular function: ribonucleoprotein complex binding; protein binding. The transcript has 12 exons. The record is from RefSeq and is a predicted model, not a curated record.
UUCUCGCUCUCUCUCUCUCCGCGACUCGCAGUUUCUGGUAGAAUUUGAUCGGAACGGUGAAGGAAAGCUCUGUUUCUGGGUUUCUCGAUUCGGAGGUUUGAGCUUGAACUCAAAUAAUGGGAGAAGAGCUUCAACAACAGCAGAACAAUUCAUCUACUUAUGGCUAUGGAAGCUCGCUAGACAUUGAGUCUGCAGCUAGUAACGCUCUUCUUCGCGAACAAGAGAUUGAAACGCAGAAGAUCAUACAAGGUCAAAGAGAGGCUGGAGCUUCAGUAGAUGGAGAAGAGAACACUGACAUUCUUCGGCAACGUGCUGACCCCAAUGCUCUUAAGGAACAUUUGCUGAAGUUCACUGCACAUCACCGUGCAGAAACAGCAUCAAAGCGUGGGAGUGUGAGUACUUGCGGAGAAGGUAAUGUGGAUGUUGGGAAUGGUUAUGGUAUACCUGGUGGAGCUGCUUACGCAGGCCACUCCGAGAUCAGUGAGAAGCCUGAACCUACUGAUUACUUGCCUGAAUAUCUCAAACAUAAAUUAAAAGCCAGGGGGAUUCUCAGAGAUGGUUCUGGUGCUGUUACAUCCAACGCUCAAGAUGCAUCAGCGGGUAGUUGGAAUAGACAGAUAAGUGCAAACACCUUACCAUUAGGAUGGGUAGACGCGAAAGAUCCUGCUACUGGAGCUACAUAUUACUAUAACCAGCAUACCGGGGCGACCCAGUGGGAAAGGCCUCUUGAGCUACCUUCCACCACUUCAAGCGCGCCGCUACCGAUGCCUCCUAAAGAAGAGUGGAUUGAAACACUUGAUGAAACAUCUGGUCAUAAGUAUUACUACAAUACAAAGACACAUGUAUCGCAGUGGGAGCCUCCAGCUUCUUUAAAGAAGCCCUCUGCCACAAACACUAACGGGAAGAGGGAGAUUCCGCCCUCUCAGAUGCCGAGAUGCAGCGGAUGUGGUGGCUGGGGAGUGGGCCUUGUCCAGAGCUGGGGUUAUUGCGCUCACUGUACCAGAGUUUUCAAUCUCCCAGAGCAGCAGUACUUGGCAUACGUCACAAAUGCAAGAAACUCUGGCCAAAACGAUCCAAAUCAGAGGUCAAGUUCAAAACCUCCGGUGAAAAAGGGAGUAGGCAAAAAACGUGCGCAUGCGGAGGAUGGUGAGGUUGACCCAAUGGACCCAAGCUCGUACUCAGAUGCUCCACGUGGUGGCUGGGUUGUUGGACUGAAAGGAAUGCAACCGCGAGCCGCUGAUACAACUGCCACAGGUCCUUUGUUUCAACAGCGACCGUAUCCAUCACCUGGAGCUGUUCUGAGGAGAAACGCAGAGACGGCAUCAUCGCAGAAGAAGAAACCAGGCUCUCAUUUCACGGAAAUCACAAAGAGAGGCGAUGGAAAAGAUGGUCUUGGUGAUGCAGAUUGAAAGAGAGAAGAGAGAGAGAGAGAGAGACACACACUUAUUCUUGCCCUGUAUGUUUGCUUUUCUCCAUAUAACACUUAUGACCUUGAGAGUAGUUUGUUUACUGGUCUGGUCUAGUGUAACCAUACUUUAAAUGUGAAUUAGCAAAGCUUUCAUUUCAUAAUCUCUAGCAACUUA